AUGGGAAGGAUACUUGAGCAGAACCAAGGGUCUGUUGGGAAGAGGGAGUUGAUGCUGGUUUAUACUCUUAACAGAGACUCCGGGGAUGUUGCAGCUCUCAGAGGAUCCCGGAAGUUUAACAUUCUGGGCACAAACACAAAAGUGAUGAACAUGGAAGAGUCUAACAACGGCAGCCUGUCUGCAGAAUUCAAACACCUGACCCUGAGAGAGCAAAGAUGUGGUAAUGGGGGCCGAGCCAAUUGUGACGCCUCCCUGAUUGUCACCGAGGAGCUGCACCUGAUCACCUUUGAGACUGAGGUGUAUCACCAAGGCCUCAAGAUUGACCUUGAGACCCAUUCCUUGCCAGUUGUGGUGAUCUCCAACAUCUGUCAGAUGCCAAAUGCCUGGGCAUCAAUCCUGUGGUAUAACAUGCUGACCAACAACCCCAAGAACGUGAACUUUUUCACCAAGCCCCCGAUUGGCACCUGGGAUCAAGUGGCCGAGGUGCUGAGCUGGCAGUUCUCCUCCACCACAAAGCGAGGGCUGAGCAUCGAGCAGUUGACUACGCUGGCAGAGAAACUCUUAGGACCUGGUGUGAACUAUUCAGGGUGUCAGAUUACGUGGGCUAAAUUUUGCAAAGAAAACAUGGCUGGCAAAGGCUUCUCCUUCUGGGUUUGGCUAGACAAUAUCAUUGACCUUGUGAAAAAGUACAUCCUGGCUCUUUGGAAUGAAGGGUACAUAAUGGGUUUUAUCAGUAAGGAGCGGGAGCGGGCUAUCUUGAGCACCAAGCCCCCAGGCACCUUUCUGCUACGAUUCAGUGAAAGCAGCAAAGAAGGAGGUGUCACCUUUACUUGGGUGGAGAAGGACAUCAGCGGUAAGACCCAGAUCCAGUCGGUGGAACCAUAUACCAAGCAGCAGCUGAACAACAUGUCAUUUGCUGAAAUCAUCAUGGGCUAUAAGAUCAUGGAUGCUACCAACAUCCUGGUGUCUCCGCUGGUCUAUCUCUACCCCGACAUUCCUAAGGAGGAGGCAUUUGGAAAGUACUGUCGACCGGAGAGCCAGGAGCAUCCUGAAGCUGACCCAGGUGCUGCCCCAUACCUGAAGACCAAGUUUAUCUGUGUGACUCCAACGACGUGCAGCAAUACCAUUGACCUGCCGAUGUCCCCCCGCACUUUAGAUUCAUUGAUGCAGUUUGGAAAUAAUGGUGAAGGUGCUGAGCCCUCAGCAGGAGGGCAGUUCGAGUCCCUCACGUUCGACAUGGAGUUGACCUCGGAGUGCGCUACCUCCCCGAUGUGAGGAGCGGCGGGCUGAGGCUGCAGAGAGCGAGGACAGAGGCACCUACCUGUGUUCUACCACCCCUCACACAGCCAACCCCCAGAUCGUCUGAGACUCCUCUCACUUUGUGCUUCCAGAUUUUUUUUUAAUCUCCUACUUCUGCUAUCUUUGAGCAAUCUGGGCACUUUUAAAAAUAGAGAAAUGCGUGAA
Leptonychotes weddellii (Weddell seal) is the source of this 1464-nucleotide messenger RNA. Lineage: Eukaryota; Metazoa; Chordata; Mammalia; Carnivora; Phocidae. The record is from RefSeq and is a predicted model, not a curated record.